Molecule: messenger RNA, 1614 nt
Organism: Marasmius oreades (fairy-ring Marasmius)
Lineage: Eukaryota; Fungi; Basidiomycota; Agaricomycetes; Agaricales; Marasmiaceae
Exons: 11
Coding region: 1-1614 (537 amino acids)
Biological process (GO): transmembrane transport
Cellular component (GO): membrane
Molecular function (GO): transmembrane transporter activity
Source: RefSeq, a predicted model, not a curated record
AUGUCCUCCAGGUCCCCCUCUUUUGAUUCAAAUCUCAAGGAGACCGAGUCUCAUAUCGAAGUUGCUCUGCCUCGAGGCCCUGCUGCCUCUCAUGCUGCGAAAAGGGGUGACGCCGCCCUUGCUAUCAUCGGUGAAAGUAGUGAACGCAGAGAGAUCUCGAAGGAGGAGGAUAGAAGAGUGUUAAGGAAGAUUGAUAUCUGGUUGAUGCCUGUCAUCCUGUUGGUGUAUUUCUUACAACAGCUUGACAAGUCGUCGUUAUCGUACACCUCUGUCUUUGGUAUUGUCGAAGAGGCAGGCCUCGUUGGAAGGGAAUAUAGUUGGCUUACUAGCAUAGUCUAUAUCGCCCAGCUCAUAUGGCAGCCAAUCUCAUCGUAUCUCCUCGUGAGACUACCAAUCGCCAAAUACUUGUUCGUGCACGUGUUUCUGUGGGGAUCAGUAGUAGCUUGCUCGGCGGCUGCCCACGAGUUCAAGGGGCUAAUGGCUGCUCGGUUUUUCUUAGGGUUAUUUGAAGCAUCCGUUGCUCCCGCUUUCAUCACCAUUACGCAAAUGUGGUGGCGUCGUCGCGAACAAACGAUGCGCCUUGCGAUGUGGAUGGCCAUGAACGGUGUUACCGGGAUGGUUGGCUCGUUGCUUGCUUGGGGGUUAGGACACAUCAAGGGGUCUUUACAUCCAUAUCAGACUAUCUUUCUAUUCAUCGGCAUAUUAACCAUUGUGACCUCACCCGUUGUGAUCCUCGUCUUACCCGACUCUCCGAUCAAAGCUCGGUUCCUUUCCAUUGAUGAAAAAGUCAUCGCUCUCGAGCGUCUUCGGGCGAACAAUCAGGGCACCGAAAACAAAGUCUGGAAAUGGGACCAAGCGUUGGAAGUUCUUCUUGACGUCAAGACAUACCUUUGGUUCCUCCUUCUUUUCGUCUGUUGCGUUCCAAGUGGUGGCAUUAGCGCCUUUGGUCCACUUAUCAUACAGGGCUUCGGAUUCAAUCAGUUCGAGACUAUCCUUUUCAACAUCCCCUUCGGCUUUGUACAAGUCGUAGUCACCCUCGGAAGCGCAUUCGUCGCAACGAAGGCUAAGCUCAAAUGGCCUGUAAUCAUCUUCCUUACUCUUCCUCCCAUUGCAAGCGCCUCAGCUCUGCUUAAGCUGGGAAGAGGACCGGAGCAUCAAGCAGCAUUACUCGCGUGUUAUUACAUAUUAUCCUUCUUCAACGGUUUACAACCCAUGUUGUACUCUUGGUCCUCGCAAAACACUGCCGGACACACCAAAAAGCUCUGCACGACUGGUGUAGUCUUUGUCGCGCAAUGCGCAGGAAACAUUGUGGGCCCAUUGCUCUACCGUACAGAAGACAAACCCGGAUAUCAUCCAGGCCUCAUCGGCAGUCUCAUAUCUUGGAUUGCUCUUGCAGUUUUGACUUGUAUCACAGCGACUUACCUUGCAUACCUAAACAAAUGGCAAGAGGAAGCGAGGAUACGGAAGGGUAAACCGGGGAAGGUUGUUGAUAGGUCAUUGGAGACAUACAAGGCCAGAGACUCGAGUGGAUCUGUUGAAGGGAAUGCGAGGAAUGACCAGGCUUUCGAUGAUCUGACAGACAGGGAUAACGAGGACUUUAUAUAUGUUCUGUAA